This is a messenger RNA of Neoarius graeffei (lesser salmon catfish), 871 nucleotides long. RefSeq lists its product as uncharacterized. Lineage: Eukaryota; Metazoa; Chordata; Actinopteri; Siluriformes; Ariidae. Bases 26 to 871 code for a protein of 281 amino acids. The record is from RefSeq and is a predicted model, not a curated record. The transcript has 9 exons.
AGCUGAACAGAAGUGUUUGCAAUUGAUGGAGUCCUCAAGUGUUGAGACAGAGGAUGAUGUGAACACUUUUGCAAUAAGGCAGCGUAAGUGCCCAAGGAGGUUUGUCUCCGAAUCCUCUGAUGAUGAUGAUUCUGCUCCAGUGGUAGCAGCAACCAAGAAGCAACCCAAGACUCUGACUGUGCCUGGAAGCCCUGUGUGUCAGCAGGACCCAAUGCCACUACCACCACAAUGGUCAACACCAGCCGGGACUGGAGCCAGUCCUCACCACCCUAGCCCAAGUCCUGUUGACCCUGUUCAAGCCAGCAGCUGGGCACUACACCCAAUUCAGUCAGCCAGGCACCUCCAAGAAUCACUGGAAACCUCUUUUGACUCUGUUCAAGCCAGCAGCCGGGCGCUUCAUGACGGACAGGGUGUCUCGGCUAUCACAGCCAUGUUUGAGAGAAUCACAGAGGCCCACAUGAGUCGCUUGAUGCGGAGGCUCGAGGCUAGGUUUGACAAGAUCGAGUCAUUGGUGGAGACCAACGCCCCGACACACACGCCUCAACUCCAGCAAGAAGAUGUGGUGUUGGCUAAACCAUGCAGCAUGGUGAUGGAGCUGCUGGAGUUGGAUAGGAGUCUGGAACAACCAGACAAGAGGAACAAGAUGCAACAUUUUCUUGAAACUGUCGGAGGGGCAGGUUUAGGGGCAGCCAUUCACCGUAUGCUACGCCGAGCGGCAAAUAAUGAGGUACUCGCCCAGUACAGCUUGCGGGGCAGACGGGCCAAAAUGUCCUUUGAUGUCCAUUCUGUGCAAGAUUAUAAAGGCAGCAUGCGUCAAAAUUUCCUGGCCAUACGGAAGCUGAAGUGGAGGAAUGCCUUGGGCAGACUCUAA